GUAUAAAUAGGAGUGUGUAAUGUGACCAUCAGAUUAGGGUUUUUGAAUUUCUCAAUCGGAGUUUCGCCGGCUCAGAGCUCAGAGAACCCUAGUCCACAGCAAUGUCGCUUGUUGCAAACGAGGAUUUCCAGCACAUUCUGCGUGUGCAAAACACAAAUGUCGAUGGCAAGCAGAAGAUCAUGUUUGCCAUGACCUCGAUCAAGGGUAUUGGGCGCCGUUUCGCCAACAUUGUCUGUAAAAAAGCUGAUAUCGACAUGAACAAGAGAGCUGGUGAGCUUUCUGCUGCUGAGAUAGAUAGCUUGAUGGUGAUUGUUGCAAAUCCUCGCCAAUUCAAGAUCCCAGACUGGUUUCUGAAUAGGAAGAAGGAUUACAAGGAUGGGAAGUUCUCUCAAGUGACUUCCAAUGCCUUGGACAUGAAGCUCAGGGAUGACCUUGAACGUUUGAAGAAAAUCAGGAACCAUCGUGGUCUGCGUCACUACUGGGGUCUUCGUGUGCGUGGGCAGCACACCAAGACUACUGGUCGCAGGGGAAAGACUGUUGGUGUUUCAAAGAAGCGAUGAGAAUCUUCAAUUUCUGUCAUUAUUAUGUAUUUCCUGGCUUUCCAUCACAUAUAUAUUACUGAGAUUGGUAAUAUUAGUUUUGUCAUGUAGGACGACGAGCCGGUAGAAUAUUUAUAAUUUGAUUCACUGAGACUUCCCAUGUUUGUGAUCGUUGUUGUUACUUAAGCUCAGCUUCCAUUAGAAUUGUAUUUUUGAAAGUUGAUUCCCUUCUGCUUUAAUUUAUUGGAUUACAUUUGGCAUGA
Molecule: messenger RNA, 802 nt
Organism: Salvia splendens (bonfire salvia)
Lineage: Eukaryota; Viridiplantae; Streptophyta; Magnoliopsida; Lamiales; Lamiaceae
Product: 40S ribosomal protein S18
Exons: 4
Coding region: 102-560 (152 amino acids)
Biological process (GO): translation
Cellular component (GO): ribosome; cytosol; small ribosomal subunit
Molecular function (GO): RNA binding; structural constituent of ribosome
Source: RefSeq, a predicted model, not a curated record